Messenger RNA from Leptinotarsa decemlineata (Colorado potato beetle), 1062 nucleotides. RefSeq lists its product as uncharacterized. Lineage: Eukaryota; Metazoa; Arthropoda; Insecta; Coleoptera; Chrysomelidae. The record is from RefSeq and is a predicted model, not a curated record.
AUGCAACACUGGCAAGACAUACUAUUGUCACAAAACACAUAAACAAACGUCACUAAGUGAUGUCAACAAAUCUUCAAUACAAUAACAACUAUUAAAAUAAUUAGGUGUUGACCGUUCAACCACCAUAAAAUAGUUUUAAAAAAUAAGACAGUAAGAAAACGCAAAUAAAAUACUGUGUUCCACUACAAGCGAAGUUGAGUCAUACCUAAAAUUACGAAUAUAUUAUCCUUAAGAGGACAGAAACCUUGAAAAUGAAAUAACUGGUUUGUUACUGUAAAAGUUUGCAACAUACAGUAAGAUGUCUGGAGCAGUUUACCAACCCACAACUGUGACCUACGAGUCCAAUGGACCUCAGGACCGAUGGCAAGAUAGACCCAUCAGUUAUUUGGCUUCUACAGUAUCUCAGAGUGCUCGAAGACCAUGUGGAAUCAGUUGUUUACCGUCGAGAAAUAUCCUACCGCUGGUAUUGGUCACUUCUUGUGUUGCCUGUCUCAUACUGGGUUUGGCUAUGCUAGUACAUGGUGCCAUUGGAUAUUCGGAAACCCCAGAGAAUAAAGAAGACGUAUAUCUUGUUAUAACAGUGUUUGGUGCAAUAUUUUUUGCUUUAUCAAUUUUGUUAUUUGUAUUUUUCAUUCGAAUUACAAGACGGAUGUGUUGGAAAAAUGCUAAAGACCAUUUAGGCACUUCAGGCGGACAAGCUCUCAAUGUGAAUCCAUCUACUGAUCUACUUGUAACAGCACAGUAUGCUCCUGUAUCGGAAGUAGCUUAUCAGCCAGCACAGCAAGAAGACACUGAACAGAGCAAAUUGAUGUCCAGUGACAAUAAGGAUUCAAUAAACGAGGAUACCGAUCGUAUGGUUGAAAGAGAUCCAAGAAUUGUUUUACGUCCUCUAAAUACCGCCGCUCAUGAAGAAACUUAAAACAUAACCAAACACUUGUUCUUUUGAGUACUUAAUGCAUGUCACGUACUUAGGAAAACUUGAAGACUUCACCUUACUAAUCUAGAAUAUUUUUUCAUUUGUGUUGUCCUUAUAAAUAAUUUCUGAAACGAUGAAUUCGCUUA